AUGACUCCUCCCCAGGGCGACGCUCUCGAGGACCAGAUCGCCUCGCUCACGCAGUCCGUUCGCGCGAACAGAGAGUCGCUAGAUGAUGCGACUCGGUUCAAGGCCCUGAAGGCUGCGCGGGGCCUGGUGGAGGCUCUUGGGUCUCCGCCGGAAACUGUAAUCCAGGAUGUGGUGUUGAAUCCCGUUCUGCUGAUGGCCCUCCGCAUGGGGGUCCAACUGGGAGUCUUCCAGGCCAUCCGCGACGGCCAGGACAAGGGAACUACCACGGAACAAAUUGCGGAAAAGUCCGGAGCGAGUGUUUUUGUUGUCGACCAGAUUUUGAGGCUGCUCUCCGCCUCCCCGCCGUCUCCUCUCACCAUGGUGAUGGCAGACCCGACUCUCGAAGCCACCACCAGAGCAUGCUUUGACAUUGGCAACUUCUGCACCACCUACGCCCCGGAGUAUUUCCAGAAGAACAACAAUCAGUUCCCAUCGUCGGCAGAAGACACGCCCUUCCAACUAGCCAAGAACACUCACCUCAACUACUUCCACUGGCUGGGCCAGAACCCGUCUCUAGCAAAGGACUUCCAGCAGUGGAUGACCCUGAAGCAGCGCUCGACCCCGAACUGGGUGGACUGGUUUGAUGUGCAGGGCACCAUCCUCGACGGAUUCCGGACCCAGCCCGACGACGUCUUGCUUGUCGACGUAGGCGGCGGUGAAGGCCACUACCUCCAUGCGUUCAACGGCAAGUUCCCCGAUGCGCCGGGUCGCCGUAUUCUGCAGGACUUGCCCCAGGUUGUCUCCGAUCUGAAGGACGCUCCCAAAGGGACCGAGCUGAUGGCCCAUGAUUUCUUCGCUCCUCAGCCCGUAAAAGGAGCUCGCGCAUAUUACAUGCACUGGAUUCUCCACGACUGGCGUGACGAACAAGCCCGCGACAUCCUCAGCAAUAUUGUGGCCGCCAUGGAGCCGGGUUAUUCUCGUUUGAUCGUCAACGACCAGAUUAUUCCUGACAGAGAUUGUGACUUCGCUACUGCUUGCAUUAGCAUCAUGAUGAUGGUCCAAGUCGGCGCCUUCGAGCGGACGGAGAAACAAUGGCGUGCUCUACUGACCUCCGUCGGUUUGAAAGACCUCUCCUUCCAUCAGCCCCCAGGAGGUGGCGAGGGGAUCAUUGUCGCUACGAAAGCAUGA
Molecule: messenger RNA, 1167 nt
Organism: Aspergillus terreus NIH2624
Lineage: Eukaryota; Fungi; Ascomycota; Eurotiomycetes; Eurotiales; Aspergillaceae
Exons: 6
Coding region: 1-1167 (388 amino acids)
Molecular function (GO): O-methyltransferase activity
Source: RefSeq, a predicted model, not a curated record